UGUAUGUAAAAUCCAUCCAGUAUUACCAUAACUGAUUUUAGUAAUUUUUGUUUACAAAUAACCUAAAACUAAUAUACUUUUCCAGAUUCCAAGAAUAUGUUUUAAAAUAAUAAAAUGUUCAAAAUUGAAUCAUAUGUGACCCCUAUUCUAUUGAGUUAUGUUGAUAAAUAUGUACGAGACUUCAAGCCAGCUGAUGCCCAAGUUUCGCUAUGGGGUGGGGGUGUGGCCCUACAUAACUUGGUGCUCAAGGCUGAUGUGCUACAACAAGAGGUUGCAUUACCAUUCACCCUUGUCUCUGGUCGCAUACACGAGCUACUUAUUCAAGUACCAUGGACCAAGAUUAUGUCUGAACCCAUUGUUAUCACCAUUGAUACAAUCGAAUGUGUUCUUAACUUGAAUCCACCAGAACCUCAAGAUGACAAUUCACCACCAGAACCACCAAGAAGGACUCAAGUAGUGGAAGCACCACCAGGCUACAUGCAGGCGCUAGUCCGUCGUAUCGUAAGCAAUAUUGCAUUGCGUGUUCAUCAUCUUAUCGUGAAGUAUGUUCAGGAUGACAUCGUGUUGUCUCUCAAUGUGAAACAUUUGGCUGUAGAUAGUGCUGGGCCUUCGUGGGAACUGGCAUUUGCUGAUAUCGAUCCAGUGGAGCCUGUUAUUCGUCGGCUGGUGCGGUUGGACGACCUUACUUUGUGCCUCGAUCGUGCUGACUCCGAUGGCAAGAUACGUUUUUACCAAGAGCCUCUGCUCUACCGAUGUCAGCUAGACCUCAGAGUAUUAACGCGCUUGGUGUCAGCUAACACGCGGCGUGCUAUCGGCCUCAGUGUCCAGUUGCGAUCAUCUAAACUCGCAUGGGGGGUGACCAACGAUCAGCUAGUACUGUUACUGAGACUUCUCAAUGAGAUACCUAGGGCUGAAAUUAAGCUACCACCGCCCGCCCCUAAAAUGACCGCGCAAAGUUUGCCGCUGCAUACAUCACAAAACUCAGCGGAGCCGGCUCGUGUUGAAAGUUGGUCAGAAUGGGCGUGGUCCUGGUUACCAACUUUGGCAGACCGUGAGGGAGCGGAGGAAACACCAACACCACCCACACCUAUACCUAUCGCUCUGGUCGCUUAUCUUGAUGACGUGUCACUUGUACUUAAGUAUAAAGAAGAAUCGACGGUAUACUUGAGUAAGAUUGAAGCCGAUUUGCCAGACAAGCCUUGGACUUGGCCUGAAGAAGAUCCAACUGAUGCCAGGAUAGAAUUGGCGCAGGUCGCUGAUGAACCGUUGCGCGGUACUGUGCAUGCAUCACAAGAAAAUCGUGCCUCGACAGAGCAGGAUAUAGAAGAUCGUAUUGAAGAGCCUACGGUAUCUACGGAAAAUAUGGACCCGUUGUGGCAACAUAUGCAACCUAUUCUGUUUGUGGAGUAUAGCCAUGAGCGUUCACCUCCACAACCGUACACCAACCCCUACGAAAACCCACCCAUAGUUAUUGAUGUGUAUUGUGUGCGCAGUGAUUGGGUGGAAGUGUGUGCAAUGAGGGUGCAAGUUCAUCCCCUGGGUUUGGUCGUGAGUCCCGCUCUAGUUCAUCGACUGAGUGCUCUAUAUGCCGCGCUAGGGGAUCUGCCGCCGACGCCUGUCGCCGAUCUGCCAACUCGCACGCUCACCGUAGAAGAGUGUGAGGCGCUAAUGGAGAACUUGCCCCAGAAGCGUAUAUCUAUAGAUAUGCGCGAAAUGCGCGUGCGCAUAGUGCCCUGGGAUCACGCGUCCGUAGACAAGACUAUGGUGCCUUUACUUUCAUUGGACAUAGAAGUGCCUAAAGCCGUAUUUGUCAUAACCGGGCCAUUGUAUCCGCACAGGGUGUGUUCAGCGUCGUGCCAAAUGCCAGAGGACUCGGGCCCACUGUGGAACGCCUCACGUUUACACGUAUCGGGCACGGUGAGUUCAGCGCAAGCUCAACUGUGGACCGGGGAAGGGAAUCCGCGACCGUGCGCGAGAGCAGACAUCCGCUUUGCGCUACACAUGUUGCUCAACAAGCACAUGUUCAGCAGACGGGAGAGCGUCUUGCUCAGCUAUAUUUUGAAGCUUCGCGAGGUGAAUGUGUGCGGUUCAUCUGCUCGUCUCCAAGCUGCAAGCCAGGUGAUCAGUUCGUUGAUGAACGAACGUCUGUCACCGCUACUUCAUCAUUCCACUUUAGCAAAAGAUGCGCUCAAUGAUGAAGGUAAGUCUAUUUUAACUGUUUUUCAAUUUUUUUCGUUAUAUUAUGUACUAGCUGUAACCCGCGGCCCAAGUGGUCUGAGGGUACUGUGUGCACACUGGCCUGCUAUACUGGAAUCUUAAGUUAUUUUCAUUUAAAAAUCUGCCAAUAAAAGCAUCCACCUUUAAAUCAUCAUCUUUAGCUUAUUAACGUAGUAGAUUAGUAUAUAUACAUCAGGGUUCAAUAGCCGCAAUCUACCUUGGAUGGCGAUCAAGGAAUCUGGUAUGAAAAGUAUUAUAUAACUAGGGCACGAAGCCAGAAAUGACAAAUGUUCUUAUAAAUUACACCUUAAGAUAAUCGCAUUUCUACAAAUAAAUAAAUUUCCUUUCAUUUUAUUUCAAGAUAACAUAUAUAAUUUUAUCGAAAUAGACAAAUAUAGGUCACACAUUAUAAUAACAAAGGAAACAACGACAAGAGAUUUUCUCAUACAAUACUAUGUAAAAACACGAGUAUACACUUUCUAAAAUAGCUAAAGAUAAAAUGAAAUGAUAUAAUGGUUAUUUUUGGGAGACGACAUUUUGAACACCCAAAAUAACACAAAAUAUACAUGCAAAUGACUGCAUUUAGUAAUUAUGCUGGUUAUGUUACUAUGAUGUUCUUUUGUAUACACCGUUUAUUGUUUAUAUCAACAGAGUCUGUAGCAAUAGACUUGACAGCGGAGGAAUUGUCUCUCCGUGGUUACUUGACAGCUAACGUGAACACACACAUACUAUCGCUGCAGUCAGCGCGGGCUACCGCCCACCACGCACCGAGUAAGUAUAUAUACGAUUUAUAUGAAGACAUAUUAUAAAUUCAAUAUUUAUAACAUCGCACAUUUUUUUUAUUGCUACAAAAAUAAUAUAUAACCCCCGUCCCUGAUAUUAUACUGACGUAAUGUUACUUUGAUAUGAUAUUGGCUACUUAUUGUUUUCAGAAGACGAAGAAGUGAAGCAAGCCUGGCUGUUCUCAGCACCAGAUGUAACAACCACCACGUAAAUAUUAUCGUCAACCGUAAUAUGAAUUAAUGUAACCGCCAAAAUGGCGAUAUUGAGUUAUAUAUACAGUUCGACUGCAAAUUUUCCGCUCUAUCGAUUGGUGUAUUUAAAAUCUCGAUAUCUUGAAAAAAAAUGUCGAGUACCUUAAUAAAAUUUUAAGUAGAUUUUUUCAUUUAUAUUAACUUUUGUGACGUAUGAUGCAAUUUAUAAAAAUAGAUAAACUGUAAUUUACUGUAAGGGCAGAAUAAGAAAAUAUUUUUAACGUAACUACUCAAUGAAUGACAAUAUCAACAAUGGUCCUGUGUAAAAAACUGAAUUUUAGAAUGAAAGUUAUUAGAAUUGCUACUUUUAAAAAUCGGAUUUAAAUAAUGAGAUAAAAUACAUUAUGAAAGAAGACGCAGAAACUUUCCGAUUUCCCAUGGGUCAAGGAACUAAAAUUUCGUCAGGUAAGGGAAAGGGCAAAGGAAAACGAACAACAGCAAAGAAACUGGAGCCUAAUGAAAGGAGUUUGGUCGAUAAUAAAACUCAUAAUGAUUUACAGAAACUGUACCGGGCACGAUUACCAAUUUCUACGAAAAAUACAUGGAUCUAAAAAAAUUGUGCGAUGACGAAGUUAUACCUAAACAGUAUAUUCAAGAUUAUUUACAGUUACCCUACACUAUGAAAACUGAUUUCUUAGAUGACAUAGGUACUUAAUAAGAGGAGGAAGAGAACGUGACUAGUGAUGAAGAAACUAAGGAACAUAGUAUAAAAACUGAAAAACCAAAUAAGAUAAAUAAAAAAAAAGAGAUAAGCUAGAUACAAGAGUUUCGUGCUCAAAAAUACAAUGUCGUAAUUUAAGAAAUUCAGAUUUACAACCCACAGCAAUU
Diatraea saccharalis (sugarcane borer) is the source of this 4079-nucleotide messenger RNA. NCBI's taxonomy places the organism in Eukaryota, Metazoa, Arthropoda, Insecta, Lepidoptera, Crambidae. The record is from the annotation of a GenBank genome assembly.